AUGCCCGUUCAACAAUUCUACAAGGACUUUAUGCUGCCUAAGAAGAAAGUUAUCCCCUCAGAUGACGCCUUUCGUGCCCAUGCUGCGACACUUAGGGACGCAGGGAGAUCUUCCAGCCACUUCGUGGAGCGCAUGACAACUACGGGACUGUGCAAGGACCUCAAGUUCGUCGAUACAUCCACCCAAUGCGCCGUGUCUACCAAGACCGCUCAGAUUUCCGUAUACUCUGCGAGGACUUGUGGGGACCUUCCCUCCCAUUGUGAUUGGAAUAUGCAGAGCUUUGUUAUCAAGCUUAUGCCUUUCCACUUCGACCCUUUCUGUGCUCAGGCAGACCCUUCUCGUCCACUCAAAGAUCAGCAAUUCAUCCGCUUCAAGCAAGAUUUUGUACGCGAUAGACUCAUAGCUCAUAUCAUCGCGGUCCAGCAGUGCCAAUAUCGCACGCACUGUUUUGCCCUUGUCCUGCUCGGAAAGCACCACGCUCGCUUCCUACGAUGGGACCGAGGCGGUAUAGUCGUCACAGAUCGUUUUGACUUCCGUGACGCUGCCCACUCUCAUUACCUCCCUAAAUUCCUCUGGUUGUACGAUAACCUCACAGAAAUCCAACGUGGACACGAUCCCACGGUCUCUUCCCCGUCGGACAACGAGAAACAGAACGCUUGGGCUGCGCUACAUUCGAGGUAUCCCAACAUACCGGUCACCGUCGCCGACAGCUUCCGGCAGUUAGAGGUUCACGCACAUAACGGAAAACGUCUGUAUGUUGUUGGAGAGCCUUAUCGCUCUCAACGAACGCCUUUCGGACGAGACACAGAAUGGUUCAUCGCGUACGGGGUUACCGAGGGGCGUCUCGUAUACCUCAAGGACAGCUGGUGUAUUGACGAGUGCGGUUUCAUGCGAGAGGGCGAGACCUACCGACGCCUUCACGCCCAUGGCGUGCCCUUUAUCCCUACGCUCGUAUGCUACGGGGACGUACCUGAUCAAAAUACCAUGACGCAUAACUACAUGGAUCAAGAAUGGUGCUUCGGGGCACGAGAUCUUUUGCGCUACCAGCACAUUCGACUUGUCGUGAACGAGAUAAGCGCGGAUAUCAGGGACUUGGGCAUGAAGGGUAUCACGAUGGUUAUGCUCGAUAUACUUCAAGCCCAGGACAAGGCUAUGGAUGCGGAACUUUUGCAUGGCAACAUUAGUGACACUAGCAUCACGGUGGACGAAAAUGGCAAGGGACUGCUGGUAGAUUGGGACCUUGCAAGGUAUCAUCCCAAAACUAAAGCGACGGCUACUUAAAUCAAACCGGAACGUAGGCGUUGGCGAUGGAGUUCGUGCAUAUACUGUCUUGUAUCAUCACCCUUUUGUUCUAUGUUACGGCUUGGUGUCUCAUCG
Messenger RNA from Stereum hirsutum FP-91666 SS1, 1377 nucleotides. RefSeq lists its product as uncharacterized. The transcript has 3 exons. Lineage: Eukaryota; Fungi; Basidiomycota; Agaricomycetes; Russulales; Stereaceae. The coding region runs from base 1 to 1281 and encodes 426 amino acids. The record is from RefSeq and is a predicted model, not a curated record.